Priapulus caudatus is the source of this 3345-nucleotide messenger RNA. RefSeq lists its product as uncharacterized. Gene Ontology annotation, cellular component: neuron projection membrane. Gene Ontology annotation, biological process: synapse organization. The coding region runs from base 1194 to 2318 and encodes 374 amino acids. The transcript is spliced from 5 exons. The record is from RefSeq and is a predicted model, not a curated record. Lineage: Eukaryota; Metazoa; Priapulida; Priapulimorpha; Priapulimorphida; Priapulidae.
GUGGUGUUAGGCAUACACGCAUAUAUAUACACAUGCACAUAUACACACGCGCAUACACUCACUCAUUCACUCGACUCGCCCAGAGCCAGCCAAGCAAGCAGCCACCAGCGUCGGUGCACGAGCGCUCAAACGAUUCGUUACUAAUUGCCUCUCUCUCUCUCUCUCUUUUGCGCGCGAUGUGAGGGCCUCCGGACCGGAGUGUAGCGCCGGCACCACCGACCACAUCGUCUGCUAGCCAAAUGUAUGUAUCGCGUGGGCGGAAGGUUGACAACACGCGGCGUGCAGCCGGGCCGCGAGCAGCAGUCGAUGCGACAGUGACAGCAAGUCACGAUGAUGAGCCAGCCGACACUGCAAUAGUGCUCGCUUGCUGCUAGGACGCUCUUCGACACACAAACUCAUUAAACAACGUCCUGUUAGCUAUCCCCGCGUUGCCGUCGCGCUAUAUUUUGAAACCGUCGUGACGCAUGAGAUGGGAUGAUAUUUUCCAGCGUCUCCUCAGCCGUUUGACGAGAAUACGUUACGUAAAUUACACCAGACACGUGUCCUCAUCAAUCUUCCGCUCCGACGUGCCGGCAUUUCGUUUAGGCGACGUUGACUGAGUCGCUGGCAGGCAGCUGUGGUGUUCAUCAUUGUGACAGUGCGUGCGCUUUUUCCAGUUACCCCGUAGCGCCAAGAGAGGAGGAGAGUGCGAGAGAGCGAGAUACCUCGCCUAAUCCAGCCAUUGUACGCCGACGAAAUCAGGAGACUACUACAGUGCAUCAGAAGACCUUCUCGAAUCCAUUACGCUGGAUCAGAUCUAAGAAAGAGUGCUAGUGGGAAGUGAAGCGCGCUUUGCUGAAAAUAAAGAAAAUGAAGCGGAACAUUGGAGCAACGGCUUGGACUGAGUAGCGAACAGACAUCGAGUUAUCAGCUGUUGAUACAGCGAAAUAAACAUAAUUUGAAGUGACUGGUUUGACGUGUACAUUUUACUGCACCUCUGGCCACGCAGUUAUAAGCAUCAUAAAAUCGCUGAAAAGCAUGUUAACCGCGGAACGCGAUCACAAGGGAGCACAAUAAUGUAGUAAUCAUAUUUCGCAGAUUAAUGUUUGAGCGGAUAAGGAAACUCUUAAACAGAAUUUCGAAAAAAGCACAGAGCCUCCUGAGAGACAGCAGACGGACUGACUGUGCAACCCAUGGCGUUGUGACCGUACAAAAUGGAUAUCAUACUCCGGUCGAACAUGGAUACCAAGAGUAGACUACUGCUGAUGGCUCACAUACUGGCCACGUUAUGCACUACAGUGUCUGCGAGUAUGAACGCGUACUUUGAUCCAUACACGCCACGCAAUGUUACAACGGAGCUCGAUGAAACCAUAUUCAUGCAGUGCAGGGUUCACAAUCUGGAUGGGAAAACGCAGGUGUCCUGGAUCCGCAGGCACGACUUGCAGAUUCUGACCAUCGGCGAGAUGACAUUUACGCCGGACAAGCGCUUCCGGGUCAUCCACGAGUCGGGAUCGACCGACUGGACGCUGCAGCUGAAGCAUGCCAAACAGGAAGACGCCGGCAUCUACGAGUGCCAAGUCAGCAGCAACCCGACCGUCAGCUUGCUCGUCUCCUUGACGAUACUAAGAUCCGAAGUGGCAAUUCACGGCAACUUCUACGUGCAGCUCGGCAGUCCGCUUAAACUUCGCUGUAACGUGACGGCAUCGCCGUCACCGCCCGUGCGCGUCUACUGGUACCACAACGACAGCAUGAUACAAUACGACCAGCAGUCGCAGCGCACGCAGGUGUUCUACGAACUCACCGAGUACUCCACGACGAGUAUUCUAAUAGUGCAGGACGCGAAGCGAACUGAUUCCGGCAAAUACACGUGCAAGGCGAAUUCUGCCGACAACAAAAGUGCUGACGUUGUCGUCACCAACGGAAAGCACACGCAGGCCAUAGUUGACAUGUCAUCGCAAUCAUCGUCAACGUCGGCGGCGGUGUCGCUGUCGGGCAGACUAUACACUGUCGUCGCGGGGUUGCUGUUGUCGCUGCUGCUGACGGCUGUGCAGAGAGGCUGCUUCCUUCGGUCGGACAGUUCUACGCCGACACGCGUCAGAGGAAGGCCCGCCGGUACUGUGAGGUGCUGUCGCAGCAAUUGCCAACGGCUCCGGUCAAAUAUAAGUGCAAUUUCGUGGAGCAAGCGCGAGGAUAGGCUGCUGACGUCACGCCGGGUCGCUGACACUGCUGCUGAUUCUACAGCCGAUGACGUGGUGUCGGCGAUAAGAGACGUUGUAAGCGAAUCGGCCGAUACUAAGUGGAGAAUAAAGAAAUCAAGCGUACCAGAUAUCAGUUACUAGCACCUUUUUUUUAAACACCGUAGAUAUACAUAUAUGAUGCACCAUGUUAUUUUUGUAAAUAUAUUUAUGCGAUUAUGAUUUAUUAUUAGUAGCACGUAAUCACUUUCGCUCGCAACGUUCCGCGAAGCGCCGCAUAAAUUAAUGAUAAUCUAAGACAUUUAUUAUGUACCAUGAAGUCAAAGAGGGAUGGUCCAGCUUCCGUAGAAGCUGAGUUCAAAACAGGCACAAGCAAAUGCAAAUGCAAAUGCAAAUGCAAGCUUUAUGAUAUUCUUGACGAUAGCACGUGGAAGGAGUGCUAAUGUAAAAUGUAGUAAUGUACAUGUGAUAUGUUUAGAUACCGCUUUUUGGUAACGUGUACAUAUGCCCACCGUGGCGAGAUGCGAGUCAGUUUGCGGCUAUAUUUACCUUGAGAUUAGAGUAUAGUAAAUUGAGAGAAAACAUCAUCAGCUUGUUUAACCUAUUGCAUUUGUUCUCUGUGUUAGCGAGAUAUAUCGUCGUGGCAUUCAUGAGCAUUGUAUACACGCGUAAAGAAAAUAGAGCAAUGAGAGGCGAUAUGGAUUUUUCAAAGCCGCAAUUUGCUCGUCAGGCAAUGUAUAACCAUGCGCGCUCCCUGCAGCUAUGUCCAUCCCCUGCAUAACUUGCUAGGCAAAGCAUGAAACUGUAGCGAGGAUAUUUCAUACUCGAUAUAACCAAGAAGGGCGAACGCCAUACAGGUUGGUGGUACGGUUCUAAACUAAUUUUAGUUAUAUUUCGGCCGCGGAUAAACGAUGACGUUCCUGCAUGGUGCGGUGUACGGUGGCGUCGUUUGCGCGCAAAUGUUCACUAUCUACAUGUUGCAAUUGUUUCUUACGACGUCAUACAUUGGGGUUCGUGAAGGUCAUUACUCAUGAGAUUCGUGGCGACGAGUGUUUUGCCUUCGCGCGCGAAGUGCUUAGAUGCUGUGCUGUCGUGAGAGACGGAGGAAUCACGAACGAAGCUGAUAUGAAUAAAAAUAUACGCCUUGUCGUUUCACGGGACGGUCAAGUCG